UGGAAACUGACGCUCUAUUAUGGGGGACUCUCUGCACUAACCCGCUUCACAGGCACUAACCCGCAAAGAUGCAAAGAUACAACGAAGGAAAGUAUUUUCUGCCACUUUUCUGAAGAAGACCGCGGGUCUCUGUUAAAGGAUACUCUCGCCGGCCGCUGGUGGUAUGAAGGAUUUAUCUUGUUACUGAGGUGCUUUCGUGAAGACAAAGCUAUAAAUUUGGCAGGAAGACAGGGGAUUGAAAGACGCUUGGUUGAUGUCCUUAACAACAGACUAGCAAUAUCAAGACGACUUCCAUCAGUUGACUUUAGCAAGAUCCUUAUCAAACGGCCGAUUUUCAUAAUUGGUCCUCCGCGCACCGGAACCACUUUUCUCCAAAAGCUCUUUUUCUCCGAUCCGCACAACACAUGCCUGAAGUUUUAUGAGCUCCUGCAACCAGUUGUAGACGCCGAUACCGUCGUCGAGGACCCACGAAUUUUGAAAACUACACAAAGAAUAGCCAAGCUGUAUGCCAACAGACCGCAUUUGAAAACCAUGCACACGGAGGAGGCUAUCGGUCCGGAAGAAGAUCAUGCUCUAUUUGAUAACAUCGGUUUGUUUAAGGAAAACAUGUUCCAAGGCAACAAUUGCAUAGAAUAUUUAAAUUGGUUUGAGGCUCGGACCAGUGAUGAAAUGGUUGAAGUUUAUCGUUUCCACAAGCAGCAAACUCGGCUUAUACUUCACAGCAGAGGAGCCGUGAAUAGUGAUCGGCAGAUGGUUUUUAAAGAUAAUUUCCACAGUCUGUAUUUGGAUGCUCUGCUUAAGGUGUAUCCUGAAGCAAUCUUUGUUCACACCUACCGCAAUCCGAGCGCAUCCGUAGCUUCCCUGUGUUCCGUCGUCGAAGCAUUGAAACAUCUCAUCUAUGAGGAACAUGGCAUCGACUUAAAACAACUUGGCAGGGAGGUAUUAAAUUGGUCAUUUUUUCAUGGUGGAAUGGAGAUGAUGAAUUUUCGGAGGAAUCACCCAGACCUGGAGCACAGAUUCAUCGACAUUGCAUAUGACGACCUUGUCACAUCGCCCAUGGAUGCUGUGAAGAAAAUAUACGAUCAUUUUGGCCUGGGACUGAGCGACCAAGGGAAAGACAACAUGGAGGCGUAUGUGAUGGAAAACCCACAAAACAAAUAUGGCCGCCACAAGUAUGACCUGAGGCGUUAUCAUCUGACAGAAGAGGACGUUUUGAAGCACUUUAAGGAAUAUGUGGAGGAGUACAAAAUCCCAUGUUCAUAAUCAGUGUUAACUUUUAUCAGUCGUCAGAGUUGUCUUGUGACUCUUUAACAGUUGGUAAUUAGUAAAAUAUGGAGAUUCAAAAUUACGCUGUAAAUGGAUGCUUUAUAACUUAAAAUCAGCCACGCAUUUUAGUUUGCUUUAAAAGUUAUUAAAAGACGAUACAUUACUGGGGCAUCAUUUUAUUUCUGUUUGGUUUGGAUUUAUGUUAUUACACGUGUGUCCUUGUCUUUAUUUACACCAUAUCUCUGUAACUUGUUUUAAUCUUCAAUACAUUUAAGGUCUGCAGUCCUGAAACAUUAUGCUUAAUCAAUUGCUCCCUGUUUUUUCUUGGCAUGAGUGUUAGAAAUAAGAAAUAAUAAAGUACAUAAUGAUAACCCAUGAAUAUAUUGAAUUGCAUCAAUCAACAGCAAAAUUCAGUUUUGAAACUGUGGUUGUUUCUGAUUCUCUGAUAACACCAGGAUAAAUAACAUUCCACAGGGUCAAAGCUCAUUACUGAGGUCUGCAAAACUCCACAAAUUCUUUGAAAUAUUCCAACACUUCUUCCUCUGUCAGAUUAUAGCGUUUCAACCCAUACGCGUGCUGGCCGUAUUUGUUUUGCGGAUGGUCAGUAACGUAAGUAGACAUCUUGGCUUCCCUUAACGCCGUCAACUCCAAGCCAAAGAAGUCGUAAAUCUCCUUUACAACUUUCAUUGGCGAUGCAACAAUAUCUACGUAAUCUACAUCGCAGAAUCGGUGCGCUUCUUCUGGGUGUUGCUUUCUAUAUCGAACCAUUUCAUUUCCACCGUGAAGCAGCGGAGACCGCAUGGUAUGUUGACCAAAAUCAUCCAGGUCUAUGUUCUUAGGCUUGGACACGAAAGUAGCAAACCUUUUUGAUAACAGGGAACAUACGGACGCGGUCGUCUCACAGGGGUCACGGUAAGUACUGAUAAAGCGGGCGUCCG
This is a messenger RNA of Lingula anatina, 2204 nucleotides long. RefSeq lists its product as uncharacterized. The record is from RefSeq and is a predicted model, not a curated record. NCBI's taxonomy places the organism in Eukaryota, Metazoa, Brachiopoda, Lingulata, Lingulida, Lingulidae.